AUGGAGCAAAAUGGCAAAACAAUCCUUACUCCAGAAACAGUGUCUCAAGCCAUUCAUGAUGAAGUUCGCGAUGUUGAAGUGAUCGAUGUGCACACCCAUUUGCUGCCUCCGACUCACGGGAAUUUGAUGCUUUGGGGCAUUGAUGAAUUGCUCACUUACCAUUAUUUAGUGUCGGAAUAUUUUAUGGUGGCACCUGCAGACCUAACUCACGAGAAGUUCUUUGCCAAGAGCAAGUCGGAACAAGCAGCUUUGGUUUGGAAAGGCCUUUUCGUGGAGCGCUCCCCGAUCUCAGAGGCUUGCCAAGGGGUUGUCACAACCCUGCACAGGCUGGGCUUGGAAAAACUGCUGGCAGAGAGAGACUUAACAGGUAUCCGCGCGUGGUUCCAAAAGCAGCCGCUGGAAGAGCAUGUGGAGAGAAUCUUUCGCCUCGCCAAAGUGCGCUAUGCGGUUAUGACCAACAUUCCAUACGUGGAGGAGGAGGCCAAACAUUGGCAGCCUGAGGCAAAGCCUGUCACAAGCCGAUUGCGUACAGCCUUAAGGAUUGACAACUAUUUGAAGGGUGAUUGGUUCUCUAUUAGCGCAGCACUGAAGAAGGAAGGGCUGGAAGAAAAUCUGGAUGGUGCCAAGGAAUACCUCAGAAGAUGGGCCAAAAUCUACAAACCUGAGUACAUGAUGGCAUCAACACCACAUGACUGGAGAUAUCCAGAUCCAGCGGCAGCUGCCAGCAUGAAGCCCCUGGUGAAGGCCUUUGCCGGCUUUGGAGCCUCGGAGCUUCUGGAGAAAGUGGUCGCGCCCGUUUGCGAGGAGCUUUCCCUACCCAUUGCGCUGAAGUUGGGUGCCUGGCGUGGCAUGUCUCCAGACCUGGACCCAUGUUGUGGUGGCGAUGGUGUUGCCAGCGCAGAUUUGGCCUCCCUUCAGGCAUUAUGCGCCAAGUUUCCAAAGGUGAAAUUCUUGGUCACAGUUCUGAGUCGUGGAAAUCAGCAUGAACUCACGGUGGUGGUUCAGAAAACACGAAAUUUGCACCUCUACGGCUGUUGGUGGUAUUGCAACAAUCCGUCCAUCAUCGAGGAGUUAACAAAGAUGCGCACUGAGAUGUUGGGCACGGCCUACACGGCACAGCACAGCGACUGCCGUGUGCUGGAACAACUGCUCUACAAGUGGGAUCAUUCCCGGCAGAUCAUUGGAGAGGCUUUGGUGCCUUACUAUCUUCGCCUGCUGAGGAGAGGCUGGCGCCUUACACGAGACGAGCUGAAGAGAGAUGUGCAGCUCUUGCUAGGUGGCUCUUAUGAGGCAUUCAUGGCACGUUGA
Messenger RNA from Cladocopium goreaui, 1308 nucleotides. The record is from the annotation of a GenBank genome assembly. Lineage: Eukaryota; Dinophyceae; Suessiales; Symbiodiniaceae.